UGCAACGUACUUGACUGGCAGCCAUUUCGAUUCAGAGUAAACGAAACUGCGGUUCCUGUUUGGAAGCUUUAGCGUGCGAGACAACGACACAGACGCACACACACACAGUAACAUAGCUAUUUGUCUUUAAUUAUUAUAAAUAUUGUAAAUAAAAACAUUUAUAAUAUUUAUAAUAAUUAUAAGCUUUUUUAUUUCAUUUGUGCUGCGGUUAUCAUAGUAUGGUUAUGGACUAUAAAACCGCUGAGAUGAUUCUGACGUUCCUCGCAUUGACUUCACAGCUCAUAGCAGCAGAGACUCACUCUCUGCAGUACUUCUACACUGCAGUCAGAGGAGUACAUUGCCCAGAGUUCACUGUUGUUGGACUGGUGGAUGGAGAGCAGAUUGUGUACUAUGACAGUAACAUCAGGACACUGAGCACAAAGACGGAGUGGAUGAAGAAGGUUGAUGAUCCAGAUUACUUAAUCAGAGAGACAGAGCGCAUGCAGGACGAUGAGGACGACUUCAAAGUACUUCUGACUACAAUGAUGGAGAGAUUUAAUCAGACUGGAGGAGUUCACACACUGCAGCAGAUGUACGGCUGUGAGCUUGAUAAUAAUGGAACUAUUAGAGGAUAUGAUCGAUACGGUUAUGAUGGAGAAGAUUUCCUUGAUCUGAAUCUGGAAACUCUCACCUGGAAUGCAGCUAAUCAUCAUGCUGUAGUUCUUAAGGACAGACACAGAUGGGGUAAUGGUUAUAAACGUGACCAGAAGUUCUACCUGGAGAACGAGUGUAUGCACUGGUUAAAGAAGUUUGUAUCGUAUGGCAGAGAGACUCUGGAGAGGAAAGAUCGUCCUGAAGCCUCCGUGCACAAGCACUUCCCUCAACCAGAGCUGGUGUGUCAAGCUACUGGUUUCUUCCCCAGUGAUCUGAUGAUGUCCUGGCAGAAGGACGGAGAGGAAAUGCACGAGGACGUGGAGAUCACAACGACUGUACCCAACCAGGAUGGAACCUUCCAGAAGAGAGCCGCUCUGAGAGUCUCACCUGAGAAACUGAGGAAACAUGAAUACACCUGUGUGGUUCAGCACAGCAGCCUGGAGAAGGACUUAGUGCUUAAAGCUCCAGAUGUAGGUGGAGGAUCUCUUGUUAUCAUCGUUGGUGCAGGCGUGGCUGUUCUUGCUCUGGUUGCUCUGAUUGCUGGAGUUCUGAUCUGGAAGAAGAAGAAUUCUGGCUUCAGACCAGUUCCAGCAAAACCCAACAGCUCGUGGGAAUCUGUUUCUGAAAACACAGACUCUUCCUCCAAAAGCUCAUCCACCUCCUCCAAUGGCUCUGAUAUUUCUUUAAUGAAGGAAUUAGACCCAACAACUGGAACGAGGAGUCGGAGUUGAAAAACUCUCUCAAACAUCCACACACAUCUGCAGAUCUUUUCUUUUCUUCUGGAGCUUCUGGAGGGGGUUUAUACUGAGAGUCUCUUAUUCAUGUUAGAUGGGAUUAUUGGGGGGGGGUUGGGGUUUUUUAGUGCUGUGCUAAUUCUGCUAGUCUUGUAUAUGAUAGUGUUUCAUGCUGUUCUUCAAUGGUCAGGACCCCCACAGGACCCCCACAGAGCAGGUAUUAUUUAUGUGGUGGAUGAUUCUCAGCACUGCAGUAUCCAUAUGUUUUGUUCUCUGUGGAUCGUCACCUUGCCGUGGUGGAGAACCUUGUGUGUUCCAGUGAACCCAAGAGCGAUGCCGUCUGGAGCUUAAGCUCCUGGAAGGGUCUCCCAUGGCGGUAAGGUCAAAGGGUGAGGUUCCAGACAAAGUACGAUCCAAUAGCAAGUGGCUAAUGCUAGCGGUAAAGUGCGGUGAUAGUGGAAGUAAAAACACGACAAUAUUUUCGUUAAGUAAAAUAUAAAAAUAACUAAAAGACAAUGAAAUAUCAGAUUCAUGUAAUCACAAUACACAGUGAGUGCACAGCAAGGGAUUUUGGGAAUCUGUGUAACCUGCUUAACGUUACUAGACCAUAUAUUAUUUUUUGCACUGGGGCCCAUGAGCUCCUAGUUACACCUCUGCUAACACACCACCACCAUGUCAGUGUCACUGCAGUGCUGAGAAUGAUCCACCACCUAAAUACUGUAAUACCUGCUCUGUGGGGGUCCUGACCAUUGUAGAACAGCGUAAAAGCAGGUUAAAAUGUAUGUAAAGAAAUUUAUGUAUAAAUAUGUAUGUAUAUUGAUGAACUAUGUAUAAAUAUAUUAACGUGGUUUGUAUGUGUAAAAUUGUAUUUUAAAAGUUUUCACGGUUUGAUGGGAGUACGAAGAUGACUUCAAAUAAAUCAGUAAAGAAAA
Messenger RNA from Trichomycterus rosablanca, 2299 nucleotides. Its product is annotated as class I histocompatibility antigen, Non-RT1.A alpha-1 chain-like. NCBI's taxonomy places the organism in Eukaryota, Metazoa, Chordata, Actinopteri, Siluriformes, Trichomycteridae. Gene Ontology annotation, biological process: immune response. The transcript is spliced from 7 exons. The record is from RefSeq and is a predicted model, not a curated record. Gene Ontology annotation, cellular component: external side of plasma membrane. The coding region runs from base 219 to 1364 and encodes 381 amino acids.